GAACUGGUGAGUCAUUUUCAGAUGCUGGUAAAUAGAAAUUUCCCAGAAAAUUGUUCUGCCUGUUUCUGAACUCCCAUUUAGGAUGUUUGUCACAUCCACAUCAUCUCCUAAUGCUGGAUUUAAUCAGAUUUGCAGUCAAGAUCACGAAUCCUGUCAGGCUAAAGGCAUCCAGGGUGACGCAAUGGGAAGCUGCCCUCCUUCAAGGCAGCAAGAUGAGGGGAGUGAAAGCGCUGACUUCCCAAUGGUUUUCCCAACCGAAGAUCCAGAAAACAGUGAUGACGACAGCCAGGACAAAGUCUUCAUGUGCGCUUGUACCUGGAGAUGUUCUAUUUAAUAUUUAGAGCCUCGAGAUCCAGCAAUUUAAAGCAGGUAUUUUCUUAUUUGAAAAUGAAUUUUACAGCUGAAGAAGUUUCCUUUCCAAAGGUGACCAUUGCCUUCUUUACGGUGGCUUCCAUUUUAAUUUCUAUACGAAUUUUUAUGAAGAGCAGGCAACCUCGGCCACCAGGACCUUGGUCUCUGCCAAUUGUGGGGAAUCUUCUCCAGCUGGGAGAGUAUCCCUACAUUUCAUUUGAGCGCAUGCGGAAGAAAUACGGAGAUGUGUUUCAGAUAAAGCUGGGAAUGGUACCAGUCGUGGUAGUUAAUGGACUGGAUGCAGUGAAACAGGUGCUGCUUAGAGAUGGGGAGAGUUUUGCUGCCCGACCUGACAUGCACACCUUUUCUUUUUUUGCUGAUGGAGAGAGCCUGUCAUUUUCUGUGAAGUACGGAGAAAGCUGGAAGCUUCAGAAGCAAAUUGCCAGCAAAGCUUUAAGGUCGCUCACCAAAUCAGAAGCCACGUCUUCCACUUGCUCUUGUCUCCUCGAAGAGCAUGUUUGUGCUGAAGCUUUGGAACUGGUGAAAACCUUCGUGGAGCUCUCCAAACAGGCUGGUAGCUUUGACCCUGCUGCCUCCACUACCUGUGCAAUUGCGAAUGUUGUCUGUGCCCUCUGCUUCAACAAAAGGUAUGACCACGAUGACGAGGAGUUUCAAGGCAUGCUUAAGGUAAACGAUGAUUUCAUAAAAGCAUCAGGUGUCUUCAAUCCAGCUGAUUUUAUACCAUGCCUUCGUUACCUCCCGCUUCCUGCUGCAAAGGCUGCUCGAGAGUUUUAUAGGAAGUUCAACAACUUUGUUGCAAAACGUGUAGAAGACCACUGCACCACAUACGAUAAGAACCAUCUCAGAGACAUCACAGAUGCCCUCAUUAGUGUUAGCAAUGAAAAAAGAGAGGACGGGAAAGCUGCAGCUUUAUCUCAUCAGAAAAUAAUAGUGACAGUCAAUGACAUUUUUGGGGCUGGCUUUGCUACACUGUCAGUAUGUUUGCAAUGGAUAUUUCUGUACCUGAUAAGCAAUCCAGAAAUUCAAACGGAAAUUCAAGAAGAAAUUGAUGCAAAGAUUGGAGAAAGACCAUCAAGGUUUAAGGAUCGAAAAGUUCUGCAUUACACAGAAGCUUUCCUUCAUGAAAUAUUUAGGCACGCCUCCUUCCUGCCCUUCACUAUUCCUCACUGUACCACCAAAGAUGCCACUCUGAAUGGGUACCAUAUUCCCGCAAAGACUUGUAUCUUUGUUAAUAUGUAUCAAGUGAAUCAUGAUGAAUCUUUAUGGGAAGACCCUUACUUGUUUAAACCAGAAAGAUUUCUGAAUGAAAAUGGAGAGCUCAACAAGAGCUUGGCUGAGAAGGUAUUGAUCUUUGGAAUGGGAAUACGAAAAUGUUUGGGAGAAGAAGUCGCCCGCAAUGAAGUCUUUGUCAUCCUCACCACCAUCUUGCAGCAGCUGAGGCUGGAGAAACCUCCUGAAGAUCAUCUAGAUCUGAAUCCAAUUUACGGGCUGUCCAUGUCACCUAAACCAUACCGAAUUAAAGUAUUAUUACGCACUUGAUUGUGAUGAGGGCAGCAGCUUUGCUUUCAAAACUCAAUGAUAAUGCAGUUGAUGCAGUGAGAACUAAUCCAUGAACCUUCUGCGACUAUAUUGCAUCUGUCAGGAGAACCAUGCUGGGUUUUUUGCUUAUUAUGAUUUUUUUAAAUCACUCUGAUGACAGGUAUGAGAUUAGCUAGAGAGCGAAUUUAAUCCAGGCUCUUCAUGAGCAAGUUGCCCAUAUAUCUUUCAUGUUUUGUCUUGCAGGGCAUAGAACUAUGGGAGGAGGGGACAUGCAGAUGAGUGAAAGGGUGAAAGGCUCUUCUGCAGUGCCAAGACCCUGAGCUGGUGGAGGGAAUUGCUACUCUUAACUGGGUCUCCCAACAGGGGUGCCAACUUGAAUAAAAUACUGUGGGGGCCCAGGUAAGCCCCACACCGCAUAAUUGAUCACACGAUGCAGUGCACACACACCAUUUGAAUGGGAAGGCCCAUCAACUUUGUGGAGGCCCCCUCAAAUAUUUUAUUGUGGGGGCCGAAGCCACCACAGCCCCUAGGCGUUGGCUCCUAUGUCUCCUGAUGUUACAUCUAAUGGCUUCUGUAAGAAGGUGACCCAGAGGUUUUUGAGCCCACAGCUUGAUGAACCACAUUCUUUCUGCGGCUCCCCUGUUGAAGCCACUUACAGUGGGAUUCCAUUAUAGGAAGUGGGGAUUUCCCCAUAAGAGAGAGAACGAAGCUAAGAAAUAAGCAAAGGGGAAUGUGUAUCUAAGCAAAGAGUUGAAAGUGAGAGACCGUUCCCUAGCAAUGUGAAAGAGGGCAGAGAAAGAGACUGAGAGAUCUUACUCUGGAAGGUAUUGGCACCAUUCCAAAACCUGGUGCCUGUGCUGAGCUGAUGUCAGCUGCAGUUGAAACCAUCCGGGCAGCACCAGCUUGGGGAAGAGGUUGCAAGGUGUUUGGCAUCAGGACUCUUCUCCACCCUUGCCCUCUUCCUACCUUGCAGUUUUCUCUGGUGAAAUGGCAUUAGCAAAUGGACAUACUUCCCCACAUAAAAAAUUCAUUGCUCUUGUAACGGAACAAGGUAGCUGUCAACUGUUACCUAAACAACUUUCCAUGGUUUCGUUCUUGUUGCCAGAACCGGUUAUGGCUGAUGCAAGUCUGUUGCUUCUUGCAUGCAUCUGACAACGUGCGCUUGGGUCCUCUAAAGGCUAGGCCCAGAGCUUUUCCCCCCAGGGGGUACUCAAAGAUACCCAGUACUAGCACCUCUUUUGUUGUUGCUGUUAAGAAGUGUGACACUUAGUGUUAACAACUUCAUGGUGACUACCGGCACCUAUUUUUCUAGGGAAAAAAGCACUGGUUGGGCCAAAUAAAAUUUUUAGAUUUUAAAGAUCCCACCAGUCUUGUCAUUAUUUUAAGCUAUGUUUGCCUUCUUGUUUUACAUUAGUUCAUUGAACAAUUGAUAGACACCAGGGCCAGCUAUAUCUAUAAUGUAAGCCUAGGGCAUUCCACUAUUCUUAUGCGGGUAUUCUUAUAAGGCAAAAGCCAUUCACCUGGCCUGAACAAAAAGUUCAUUUAAAAAGCAAGUAGGUGGCAGAGGCAGUCACAAAACACAAUCUUUGACUUUAACCAGAAUGAAUGAGGAAAGAAUUUUCAAGAUUGCUUCUAAAAUAAAAAUGUGUUGGCAGUUCUUUAUCCCCCUGAGGCUUGUUGAAUGCUUGAACCAGCCUUCCUCAACCUGCAGAUGUUUUGGACAACAGUUCUAAUCAUUCUUAAAUCAUCUCUAACAAGCACUGUCUGUUUCCUUAUGCUCUGGUUUGGAUCACUGAGAUCGUCUGAUGGGGCACUUCUGGUGGUUCCCGAUGCCCAUGGAGUUUGAUUGGCCUUUACUAGGGAAUGAGACUUUAGUGUGUCAGCCCUGCUCUGUGGAACUCCUUGCUAGUAGAGACUUGGCAAUUUUCAUUCCUGUUGCCUUUUGGAUGUCUUCUAAAAAUGAUUUUAGUCAGACCUUUUCCACAGGAAUUUCUUUUCACUAACCAGUAUUGAUGUUUUACCUGAUGUUUUUAUUGACAUUUUUAUUCUCCUUAUUGUAAUUCUGUAUGCUGUAUUCCACCUUCUGUCCUGCUAUGGAAGUGUAGUCUAUAAAUAUUUUAAUAAAUACACAAUUGACAAUACUG
Molecule: messenger RNA, 4055 nt
Organism: Podarcis muralis (Common wall lizard)
Lineage: Eukaryota; Metazoa; Chordata; Lepidosauria; Squamata; Lacertidae
Product: cytochrome P450 1A1-like
Biological process (GO): progesterone metabolic process; hormone biosynthetic process
Molecular function (GO): heme binding; steroid 17-alpha-monooxygenase activity; iron ion binding
Source: RefSeq, a predicted model, not a curated record